Drosophila biarmipes is the source of this 956-nucleotide messenger RNA. RefSeq lists its product as uncharacterized. The record is from RefSeq and is a predicted model, not a curated record. The transcript has a single exon. Bases 27 to 365 code for a protein of 112 amino acids. NCBI's taxonomy places the organism in Eukaryota, Metazoa, Arthropoda, Insecta, Diptera, Drosophilidae.
UAGUCAAGCGGAGAACGCGCUUCGAUAUGGGCACGGAUGAGACAAAGGCCGGACCCUCGAGUCCGGGAAAGUACCUCGAUGAGGUCGACUUCACCAGCGGCUACGAGACCCAGUACCGGAAGGAGUACAGCCCCCUAAAACCGGUCUACGUACCGCCGCCGGAUAAGGAACUGGCCUGGUUCCGCAACUGGUCCACCAUCCUGAUGAUCAUCUUCCUGUCCCUGGUCUUCUUCAUCGGAACCGUGAUGCUGGUGGUCCAAGUUUUCACCACCAGUCCCCUGCAGAUCCUGAUAAUCGUGGCUGUCUACUUGGCCAUUGCCGCCGUUAUGAUCUGGCUGGAGGUUCAGUCCAGAAAAGUGAGGUGAAAUCAACAGUAUUGUGACUAACUUGCUGCGUUAUCGCCUAAAAAUGUCGCUCUAAUUUUCAACGGCGGCAAUCGAACUGUGUUGUGCAAACAAAUCGAAGCUUAACUAAAAAGGAAACGACUUUACCGAUUAGGCGCUAAGAACCGAAGAGAAAACAUAAUUUAAUAUAAGUUCAAAGUAAAGUAAAAAAUCGUAGUAAAAAUCCCUGUGUUUCAUUCCUGACUAGACAGUGCUUAUAACAUUCCGUGAGAACCCAUAAAAACGUUGGCCCGAUAAGGGGCUUUGUGCCAUUGAAGGAGCCAGAGAGAUAAGCAAACAAAAGUUAAUGGAACAACAAUGAAUUAUUUGCCACAGUUUGAGCCAUUUAACUGCAAAAUAAACACGCAUUCUGUGGGCCAUUGACAUAAAAAUAUAUUCAAUAUUCAUCAAACAGGUUAACAAAGCAAUGCCAACACAAUUAAUGCCUAUCAAUUAACUAUUUAAACGUAGUACGGUAAUUCGAAUUUAUUUAAUAGCUGCUCAUAAUGGAAAGUGCCAAUUGUAUCACAGUGAAGCAUAGUUUUCUUUAAUAAAAGUGGAAAAUGAAUCAGA